Messenger RNA from Cucurbita pepo subsp. pepo (vegetable marrow), 2879 nucleotides. Its product is annotated as TIM-barrel signal transduction protein. Lineage: Eukaryota; Viridiplantae; Streptophyta; Magnoliopsida; Cucurbitales; Cucurbitaceae. Gene Ontology annotation, molecular function: catalytic activity. The record is from RefSeq and is a predicted model, not a curated record.
GCUUUUCACUUCUAACAUUGCCUGAAUCGGAAGUUAGGGAGCUCUGAGAACAGAAAGCUUAACAAUGGCGACACGGGGUGAAAGCAAAACUCUCCGAGUUUUCUGUAUCGCUACGGCUGAUACAAAGCUGGAGGAGCUCCGAUUCGUUUCCGAUGCAGUUCGAUCCAACCUCAAUUUCUUCGCUAGAGGUUCUCCUCAUAAGGUUGAAGUGACGGUUGUUGAUGUUUCUACCAGCCAGCAGAAUGUGAUCGAGAGUUUGGAUGAUUUCGUCUUCGUGUCGAGGGAUUUUGUUCUCUCUUGCUACGAUCACACUAGAAAUCAUCUUCCCGAUGACCGAGGAAAAGCAAUCUCUAUAAUGAGUAAAGCACUCGACUGUUUCCUUAGUAAAGUCCAGGAGGAUGGAGUUAUUGCUGGAGUUAUAGGACUUGGAGGCAGUGGAGGAACAUCUCUCAUAUCCUCUGCGUUAAAAUCUCUUCAAAUUGGAAUACCUAAGCUUAUCGUCUCGACUAUUGCUAGUGGUCAAACAGAAUCUUAUAUCGGGACAUCCGAUCUGAUACUUUUCCCCUCUAUAGUGGAUGUGUGCGGGAUCAAUAGUGUCAGUAGGGUCGUUUUCUCGAAUGCAAGUGCUGCAUUUGCUGGAAUGGUGAUCGGAAGACUUGAGAAGUCUAAUGAUUCGCCUGAGUUCAAUGAAAAACCAACAGUGGGUUUAACAAUGUUUGGGGUUACAACUCCUUGUGUUAAUGCUGUCAAAGAAAGAUUGCUUAAAGAAGGCUACGAGAGCCUUGUUUUUCAUGCUACUGGGAUAGGGGGCAAGGCAAUGGAAUCUCUGGUCAGAGAGGGAUUUAUCCAGGGAGUCUUGGACAUCACAACAACAGAGGUCGCAGACUAUUUAAUGGGAGGUGUUAUGGCUUGUGACAGCUCCCGCUUUGAUGCCAUCAUAGAAAAGAAAAUCCCAUUAGUUCUAAGUGUAGGAGCACUCGAUAUGGUGAACUUUGGAUCCAUAGAUACAAUACCUUCUAAUUUUCAUGGAAGGAAUAUAUAUGAACAUAAUAAACAGGUUACUCUGAUGCGAACUACAGUGGAUGAGAACAAAAAAAUUGCGAAGUUUAUAGCUGAUAAGAUGAACAAUUCAUCAGGAAAGGUUCGUGUAUGCCUGCCACAGAAGGGCAUAUCUGCUCUGGAUGCACCAGGGAAGCCAUUUUAUGAUCCUAAGGCUACUGCUACUCUUAUUAAUGAAUUACAGAAGCUUAUUCAAUCAAAUAAUGAUAGGAAGGUGAAUGUGUAUCCUUAUCAUAUUAAUGAUCCUGAAUUUGCUGAGGUAUUGGUUAACUCAUUCUUGGAAAUUACCUCAAAAAAUACGGACUCAUGUGGCCCAAAAAUGGUUUUGGCCGAAACUAGUCAAGACCUUAAAAAAACCUCCUUUUCUGAGUCCAAUUUAUCUGCUGGUCGAAACAUUGGCUACAGUCCUAGUGACUUCCCAGAGAAAAGACCAGAAACUUCGCGAAGAACACGUAAUAUAUUGGAGAACCUGAAAGCUCAAAUUGUUAAAGGAGUGCCCAUAAUAGGGGCCGGUGCUGGGACAGGCAUAUCUGCCAAGUUUGAAGAAGCUGGUGGUGUUGAUCUGAUAGUAGUGUACAACUCAGGGCGCUUUCGCAUGGCUGGGAGGGGUUCUUUAGCAGGUUUGCUGCCUUUUGCCGAUGCUAAUGCCAUAGUGCUUGAAAUGGCCAAUGAAGUAUUGCCUGUGGUGAAGACAGUUCCCGUGCUUGCUGGAGUAUGUGCUUCUGAUCCAUUUCGUCGAAUGGAUUACUUUCUAAAGCAGGUGGAGUCAAUUGGAUUCUCUGGAGUGCAGAACUUUCCUACUGUUGGAUUGUUUGAUGGUAACUUCAGACAAAACCUAGAAGAAACAGGCAUGGGAUAUGGAUUGGAGGUCAAGAUGAUUGAGAUGGCACAUAAAAUGGGUCUCUUGACAACCCCAUACGCUUUUAACCAAGAUGAAGCCACGGAAAUGGCAAAAGCCGGCGCAGACAUCAUAGUUGCCCACAUGGGGCUCACUACCUCUGGAUCUAUUGGAGCCAAAACUGCUCUAUCACUGGAGGAAAGUGUACUCCGUGUACAGGCUAUAGCAGAUGCUGCUCACAGGAUCAAUCCUAAUGUCUUAGUUCUCUGUCAUGGAGGUCCUAUAUCGGGCCCUACUGAAGCAGCUUUCAUUCUGAAGAGAACCAAUGGAGUUCAUGGAUUUUAUGGUGCAUCGAGCAUGGAGAGGCUACCAGUCGAACAAGCAAUAACUAGCACUAUCCAAGAGUACAAAUCGAUUUCAAUGAGAUGAGAUUCGAAGCGCAGUCCUUGACGAGCUCGAUAUUCGACAUGUAUAAUAUAUCUAGCACUAAUCUAGAUAUCGCAGAUUCAAACUUGGCCUGCUGGAAAACCCGCUCUGUUCAAUUGCACAUUAUUUCUGUCUUUCAGGAUAUAAAAGAUAUUGUUUCUUUGAGGUGCUAACCGUCCCUUGCCGUUGCACAUCUUCAUCUGUGAUGUCCCACAUUGGUUGGGGAGGAGAACGAACCACCAUUUAUAAGGGUGUGGAAACCUUCCCCCAGACGCAUUUUAAAGCUUUGAGGAGAAGCUCGAAAGAGAAGGCCCAAAGAGGGUGGAUCUGGGCCGUUACAUAAUCUGACUCUAACUCAAGACGGAGAAAGAUGUAGACCCAUGUCGUUGCACAUCUUGUACCCUCAGUCAUUCUGUGCAAGAAGACCAACAUUGUUAUUUUGGCAACGUUCCUUCCUAGGCAGGUCCUGGGUCUACACCAAAAGGUAUGAAAUUGUAUGACUUGAAUUUCCUGGGUCCAGACCCAAUAUAUGCUUAGUAUCCGAAGAAUUAUUUUA